This is a messenger RNA of Kwoniella botswanensis, 1278 nucleotides long. RefSeq lists its product as uncharacterized. The record is from RefSeq and is a predicted model, not a curated record. NCBI's taxonomy places the organism in Eukaryota, Fungi, Basidiomycota, Tremellomycetes, Tremellales, Cryptococcaceae. The transcript is spliced from 5 exons. Bases 1 to 1278 code for a protein of 425 amino acids.
AUGGCGGAAACCUCACCUGAUCCAGAUGCAGGAACGUCCGCUGACGCCAGUUCCUCCGUUGCUGCCUCAUCUGCAGCCUCUUCAGCUGUAGUCUCGCCUUCCGAAGGUACCACUUCACCACCUGCUCAAUCCAGUACUUCCUCCGCUCCUCCAGCCGAAUCUUCCUCAACUUCAUCCAGCCAACCCGCCGAAUCUUCCACGUCAAGUGAAGGAGGGGCUUCUUCUGCCAAUCCAUCUUCUUCCCAGGGGACUACUUCCUCAGCACCUGGAGCAUCGUCUUCGGCCAGUCCGUCUUCAGGAGAAGGUAGUGCGUCUGCAUCUGGUAGUGCCAGUGUGACGGCUGCACCAGGAAGUUCAAGUGGAGCGAGUGGCUCGGCUGCUUCUGCUUCUGCUACGUCCGUUCCAGUAGGAUCACAAUCUGUAUCAGGUGGUUCAACGGUGGUUUAUGUAACCGUCACGGAUGCCAAUGGUUCAGUAGUGGUCACACCAACAGCCACUGUAGGUGCUGGUUCAUCAAGUGGUGGUGGAAGUAACACCGGUGCGAUUGUUGGUGGUGUAGUCGGAGGUGUUGUCGGUCUCGCUCUUAUCGGUAUCCUGUUAUGGUUCUUGUUGAAGAGACGAAGAUCCAAUAGGGAUGAAUUUGACGAUAUGAUGUUUGAUCCCGGACGACCAGAACAUCAAGCACCCAUCGACCUUGGUCAAGAGGGUAACGAUCCAACUGUCGAACCUUACUACACACCGGGAGUAGCCUCUACCACCCAAUCACCCGAAAUGGCACAAUACCCCAGGUCGGCAGUGACAAGCUCUGACGGUGGGUAUGGCGCUCAAGAUCUCUCUAGAGGCCCAUCAACAGGGACUUCAGCUGGAUUUGCUGGACGAGGCGCAGGUGGAUACGACAUGCAGAAUUUGGCUACCAUGCCUAUGCCUACUGCUCAUCCUACCGGUAUUGCCCCUCAUCCUGAAAUCGGAGCUGGGGCUGGUGCUGCUGCAGGUGGAUUGGCAGCUGGAGGAAUGUCAGCGAAACAACGAGAAGCGUAUCAAGAAUCUCAGAGGUUCAGAGUACAGAACCAAGGUGGAUAUGGAGGACCAGCUGCUGGACCGGGACCUGCGGGAGCGAGUGGAUCCAAUCAACUGGCACCGCCGAUGAGUCCAACAGAGACUUCCACUUCAGAUCAAGUCACGGUUCACCAAGAUGGUGGAAGAGUUCAGGAUGAGGAGGAACCUUCUUAUGGAGCUGAGAUACCACCUACGUACGAUUCAAUUGGUAGAAGAGAGUAG